GGAUGAAUGAUGGAUGUGUCCAUGUCUGGAUGUCUUCUGAUCUCUGUGUGUCUCCUCUGUCCUUCAGGAAGGAGACAUGUGGUCGUCGGUUAACUGCACCCUCUGCGCUUGCGUCAAAGGAAGCAUCGAGUGUCGGCUCAAACACUGUGUACCAAUCACCAGCUGCCCCUCGAAUAAGAUCCUGAACAGGACCGGCUGCUGUCCGGUUUGCACUGAAAAGCCGGGGGUGUGCACGGUGUUUGGCGACCCUCACUACAACACCUUCGACGGCAGGACCUUUAACUUUCAGGGAACCUGUCAGUACGUGCUGACUCGUGAUUGCGGCGCCGUCCCGUCCGGAGGACCGGGAAACAACGUCAACGGCCCAGACUCCAGCUUCAUGGUGUUGGUGAAGAACGACGCCCGGCGCACUCGUUCCUUCUCCUGGACUCAGUCCGUUGAGGUGAGACUCGGAGGUUUGAUCCUCGGCCUCCACCAGCACCUGACGGUCCGGAGGAACGGGACCCGCAUCGCCCUGCCCUACCACGGCCCCGGGGUGCACAUCGACCUGGACGGGUACCUGCUCAAACUCACCACCAUCGCAGGUCUGGAGAUCACGUGGGACGGCGACAGUUUCGUGGAGGUGGUGGCUGCCCCGCACCUGCGCGGACGCCUCUGCGGACUGUGCGGCAACUACAACGGCCACAAGCGCGACGACACCAUGGGAGGCGACGGCCAGUUCAAGUUCGACGUGGACGAGUUCGCCGAGUCGUGGCGCGUCGAGGGAAACGAGGUUUGCUCCCAGCAGCCUCCGCCCCGCCGCCCGACCUCCUUCCUGUGUCCCGGCAGCGUCAAAGUCAAGUUCCGCGCCCACCGGGAGUGCCACAAGAUCAAGUUGUGGGAGUUUCAGAAGUGCCACCGUGUGGUUGACUUCGCCCCCUUCUACAGGUCGUGUGUGACGGACAUGUGCGAGUGUCCGGUCCAUAAAAACUGCUACUGUGAGUCCUUCAUCGCCUACAGCCGAGCCUGCGAGAGGGAGGGAGCGCCCGUCCUCUGGAAGGCCGACACCGCCUGUAUGGCGACCCAGUGUAAACACGGCGCCGUGUACGACACCUGCGGACCGGGCUGCACCAUAACCUGCGACAACUGGAACGAGAUCGGACCGUGCCACAAGCCCUGCGUGGCCGGCUGCCACUGCCCCGCCAACCUGGUGCUGUUCCAGGGACGCUGCAUCAAACCCACAGCCUGCCCCGGCCGGUGACCCUUGUGACGUCGGGGGGGGGGGGGGAGGUAGGGGACGGUCGGUUAUAGUAUCACAAUCAGGGGGGCCAAACAAGGACACCACAGGGUCUGGGGUCGACAGAUCACAUGCGAUAAGGUACUCAGGGUCCAGAUCUAUCUGACUUAGACGUUUGAGCCGCACGUUACGGCGAUGGACCGAAAAACUCACCGAACGGGAGGCUGAUCCUCGCCAACUUAACGCGUGCUGUCGCGAUACCAGUCGCCGCCACCGGAGGCGCUAAUUCCAGUCUUGUAGAGGAAGAACUGAACUCCCAAGAAGAAACUCAGGUGGCCCCAUAUUUGGAGAUUUUUUCGUCUCCACCUUCUGAGGACCCCGUUGCUCUGGACCCUCAGGAAGCUAGUUGUCCCGGUGGACUCCUGCUCGAGCCAACAUGGCGCCAAACAUUUCUCUCACAAAUUAACUCUUUAAGCGGGAAAAUGAGCUUCUGCAUUUUGGAAUAAAGGAGAUCAAAAGCGGAGAAACUGUUUUGAUGCUUCACGUGAUCUCUGUUCCAUCAUUUCAUUCUGUAAGCUAGACAGAUUUAUGUUAUUAUUGUUCUAAUUAUUAUUAUUAUUAUUAUUAUUUGUUGUUGAUGUUUGUUAAUUUAUAUAUCGGUCAAAUGACGUGUCGUAGCAAGAGCCAGAAUCAUGAACAGAGUUGCGUUAUAAAUGAUUUAAAGGGAAACAAAAGCUAUUUAUGUAUUUGUUGUGUACUUUUGUGUUACUGUUUGAAGAGAAAUGCCCAAAUGUGAUUCAGUUGUUGCACCAUCGCAGGGAAAAAGUACUGUAUUGUAAAAUGCUGCGUGUACAGGUUGUCGUGGUUCGUAUCAAACUGAAGGUGUUCAUCUAAGCAUAUGUUUCACUCGACGAUAGUUAUUUAAGACCAGCAAUAUAAUCUUUUAUCGAAGUUCACUUCUGACUGCUGUCUUUACUUUCCUCAGUGUUUUAAACUAUCAGGAUUUGUAGGAGGAGACCCGGAGGUUGAUGGUUCAGAUCCCCGAAGGAGCCGGAGACUUCUGGAGCUGGAAGACUGAAGGAGUUCUUUUCAUUUGAUGAAGAGAAAA
Messenger RNA from Anarrhichthys ocellatus (wolf-eel), 2324 nucleotides. RefSeq names its product BMP binding endothelial regulator (gene bmper). Bases 77 to 1240 code for a protein of 387 amino acids. The record is from RefSeq and is a predicted model, not a curated record. The transcript is spliced from 7 exons. Gene Ontology annotation, cellular component: extracellular region. NCBI's taxonomy places the organism in Eukaryota, Metazoa, Chordata, Actinopteri, Perciformes, Anarhichadidae. Gene Ontology annotation, molecular function: protein binding.